AAAAUGUUAAACCUUAGAUUAUGUUAGAGAUUAAAAACUGGGAAAUUUCACUUUUACACGAGUAAAUCGACAAAAUGCUUCCGAAAAUAAACAUUGUGGUUUUGUGUGCUUUUUUACUUAUUAAAUGGACCAAUGGUUUUAGUUAUGAAGGGUAUAAACUCUAUGAGAUUGUUGCAAAUGAUAUGACCGAGGUAAACCACUUGCGAGAAUUGGAAAAACAAGAAGGUCUAAAUUUCCUCAAGAAAGCUCAUCAUUUGGGUGAGACGAACGACAUCGUUGCAGCUCCUCAAUAUCAAGAACAUUUUGAAAAAAUCCUGAAAAGCGUCGGUUUGAAGUACAAAAUCGUGGUAGAAAAUGUUGAAGAAAUUAUGGAAGCGGAAAGAAGAGCUACAUCACUUAGACCGUUCAUGAGCUUGGGAGAUGUUACGUUCAGGAAUUACAUGUUUCAUCAUGAAAUGAAUGCAUAUUUACGGAAAUUGGCUGCUCAAUAUCCCCACACAACAAAAUUGGAACAUUUUGGAACAUCAUUUGAAGGAAGAGAUAUGCUGCUUAUAAGGGUAUCCAGUGGUCCCAGUUCUAAUCCCGAUGUCCCCAAACCAAUCAUUUUUGUAGACGCGGGAAUCCACGCCAGGGAAUGGAUUGCUCCCCCUGCAGCGUUGUACAUAAUUCACCAGUUAGUUGAGAACCCUGCGAACGCAGCCUUGUACCAAAACGUAGACUGGGCUAUAAUUCCCUGUUUGAACCCAGACGGCUACCAAUAUACCCAGGAAGAGGACAGGUGGUGGAGAAAAACCCGUAGUAUCAUUCCAAACUCCGAUUGCAGAGGUACAGACGGCAACAGGAACUUUGAUUUUUACUGGAUGCACUCAGGAGCAUCAUCAGCCCCAUGUACCGAGAUUUAUGGUGGACCUCAUCCAUUCUCAGAACCUGAAACGCUUGCUUUAAGAGACUGGUUUUUCGCUAAUAACGGUACUGUCAAAUUGUACCUCACUUUCCACAGCUAUGGCAGUUUGCUACUGUAUCCUUGGGGAUACGAUCGUAUUGUGCCAGAUGACGUAGACGAUCUAAAGCAUCUCGGAGAUUUGGUAGCCGAAGCAAUAUACAAUGCCAACAAACUAAAUUCUCAAUACAUAGUAGAUACGUCAGCAAUAGCUUUGUAUUCAGCUGCUGGAGGUAGUGACGAUUGGGCGAAAGCAGUGGGAGGGUCAGAAUUGUCGUACACAAUCGAACUUCCAUUUGGAUCUUCUCGAGUCGGAUUCAUGAACCCUGCAAGUGAUGUUCUACCAAUUGUUGAGGAAACUUGGGCAGGUAUUGAAGUUUUCCACAGUUUUAUUGAAGAAAGGUUUUGGACCAACUUAACCACCACUACUACAACCCCAUCACCUUAUAAUAUACAGUAUAAACUCUAUGAAAUUGUUGCAAAUGAUAUGACCGAGGUAAACUACUUGCAAGAAUUGGAAAAACAAGAAGGUCUAAAUUUCCUCAAGAAAGCUCAUCAUUUGGGUGAGACAAAUGACAUCGUUGUAGCUUCUCAAUAUCAAGAAAAUUUUGAAAAAAUCCUGAAAAAUGUCGGUUUCAACUACAAAAUCGUGGUAGAAAAUGUUGAAGAAAUUAUGGAAGAUGAAAGAAGAACUACAGCACUUAGACCGUUCAUGGGCUGGGGAGAUGUUACGGUGUCUAGUGGUCCCAGUUCUAAUCCCGAUGUUCCCAAACCAAUAAUUUUUGUGGACGCGGGUAUCCACGCCAGAGAAUGGAUUGCUCCCCCCGCAGCUUUGUACAUAAUUCAGCAAUUAGUUGAGAACCCUGCCAACACAGCAUUGUACCAGAAUGUAGACUGGCCUAUCAUUCCUUGUUUGAACCCAGACUGUUACCAAUAUACACAGGAAGCGGACAGGUGGUGGAGAAAAACCCGUAGUAUCAUUCCAAACUCCGAUUGCAGGGGUACAGACGGAAACAGGAAUUAUGCUGGACCUCAUGCAUUCUCAGAACCUGAAACUCUUGCUUUAAGAGACUGGUUCUUCGCCAAUAACGGUACUGUCAAAUUGUAUCUCACUUUCCACAGCUUUGGCAGUUUGCUACUGUAUCCUUGGGGAUACGAUCGUGUUGUACCGGACGACGUAGACGAUCUAAAACACCUCGGAGAUUUGGUAGCGGAAGCCAUAUACAAUGCCAACAAACUAAACUCUGAAUACAUAGUAGAUACCUCAGCACUAGCUUUGUAUGCAGCUGCUGGAGGUAGUGACGAUUGGGCCAAAGCAGUGGGAGGAUCAGCACUGUCGUACACAAUCGAACUUCCAUUUGGAUCUUCGAGAUUCCAAUUCAUGAACCCUGCAAGUGAUAUUCUACUAAUUGUUGAAGAAACUUGGGCAGGCAUUGAAGUUUUCCACAGUUUUAUUGAAGAAAGGUUUUGGACCAACUUAACCACCACUACUACAACCCCAUCACCUUAGAAUAUACCUGGAUUAUACUG
Sitophilus oryzae (rice weevil) is the source of this 2470-nucleotide messenger RNA. RefSeq lists its product as uncharacterized. Gene Ontology annotation, biological process: proteolysis. The record is from RefSeq and is a predicted model, not a curated record. Gene Ontology annotation, molecular function: zinc ion binding; metallocarboxypeptidase activity. NCBI's taxonomy places the organism in Eukaryota, Metazoa, Arthropoda, Insecta, Coleoptera, Curculionidae.